Molecule: messenger RNA, 2039 nt
Organism: Taeniopygia guttata (zebra finch)
Lineage: Eukaryota; Metazoa; Chordata; Aves; Passeriformes; Estrildidae
Gene: SLC35A1
Product: solute carrier family 35 member A1
Biological process (GO): pyrimidine nucleotide-sugar transmembrane transport
Cellular component (GO): Golgi membrane
Molecular function (GO): pyrimidine nucleotide-sugar transmembrane transporter activity
Source: RefSeq, a predicted model, not a curated record
UGUUCUUACAAACAAACUGGUAUUUCAAGAAUCCAGAAAUACCUUUUAUUUAAAAGUAAACCGAUGAUUGAAAUUUCAUUUUAUCCUACUUUGAUAUUUUCCACUGGAGGAGGUUCUGCAGUGCUGUAAAAUUCUGGGGAAUACAAUUGUAAUCUCCAUCUCGGUUUUUCUCGCGGCAGAAACGUGUCAGUGGCUACGAGCUUGCUCCUGGCAAUGAGAAAUACGUGUGUGAGAUUCCUGGAUGUUGGCUGCCAACGAACCAGUUCCGAAAUGCGGCGGGGUGGAGCCGGAUGCUCUCCAGGAUAUCCAGGCGGGACGGAGCGCGACUCGAUGGUUCGGCGCGGGCGGCGGGGCGCUCUGGGCGGCCGCGCCGCACUCUAUGGUGCGAUGGGAGGAGCGGCGGGGCACGGCGGGCGGCCCCGGCCCGGCGGUCCUGGAGCCUUCGGCGAGCACCAUGACGCCUGCGAAAGAAAAUGUCAGCUUGCUGUUCAAGCUGUACUGCCUCACAGUGAUGACCCUGGUUGCUGCCACGUACACGGUGGCACUGCGGUACACCAGGACAGUGGAGACAGAGCUCUACUUUUCCACAACGGCUGUGUGUGUCACUGAAGUUAUCAAGUUGUUCCUGAGUGUGGGCAUCCUGGCUAAAGAAACUGGAAGUCUGACAAAGUUAAUAACAUCUUUAAAAGAAAAUGUAUUCGGAAGUGCUAAAGAAUUGCUAAAAUUAAGUGUUCCAUCUGUGGUGUAUGCUGUCCAAAACAAUAUGGCGUUCAUGGCUCUUAGCAACUUGGAUGCUGCAGUCUAUCAGGUGACGUACCAGUUGAAGAUCCCUUGUACAGCUUUAUGUACAGUCCUGAUGCUGAACCGUACCCUUAGUAAGUUGCAGUGGUUCUCUGUCUUCAUGCUGUGUGGUGGUGUUAUCCUUGUUCAGUGGGAGCCUGCUCAGGCUACAAAAGUACAGGUGGAGCAGAACCCAUGGCUAGGGUUUGGAGCGAUUGCUGUGGCAGUGUUUUGUUCAGGAUUUGCAGGUGUUUAUUUUGAAAAGGUGUUAAAGAGUUCAGAUACUUCCUUGUGGGUGAGGAACAUUCAGCUGUACUUAUCUGGGAUUGUGGUGAAUUUAUUUGUUGUGUAUAUGUCAGAUGGAGCCAAAAUUCUUGAGAAAGGGUUUUUCUAUGGCUACACAUACUACGUCUGGUUUGUUGUCCUUCUGGCCAGUGUGGGUGGCCUCUACACCUCGGUGGUUGUUAAGUACACAGAUAACAUCAUGAAAGGCUUUUCUGCAGCAGCAGCCAUUGUUCUCUCUACUGUGGCAUCAGUCAUCCUCUUUGGCCUCCAGAUAACUGUUACCUUCUCCCUGGGUGCUCUCCUGGUGUGUAUUUCUAUUUACCUUUAUGGAUUACCUUGACAAGACACCACAAAACUCCAGCCCUCAGAGACUAAGAGCUCAAAAGAGAGACUUGCUACUGUGUGAUGUCCAUAAAAAUGGACAGAUGGACAAGAAAAAAAAGACUUCUAAAAAAACUGCCUUUUUUUUUCUUUUUCAAAAUUAGCCUUAAGCUAGUCAUGAAAUGGUUUAAGUGGGAUAGACUAAAAGCAGAAGUUAGUUCUGUUUUUCAUGUGGCGUUUCCAGUGGCUGACACUGAGGCUACACAGCAGCUGAGGAGCUGGCUGGGUAUUUUAUGGAAGGUAUUCUUCAUUCACAUCAACAAUGAAGAGCCUCAUUUACAAGGAAAACCCAAUGAAGGAACUGAUCACUCAAUUGUAUAUAAUGUAUAUAACAGAGGGAAAUCGGUUCUUUGUGUAUUUGAUAAACUGUCUUGCUCUUUGAGGGCAGAAAUGCCUGAAAAGUUUCAUUAAAAAAAAUUAUUAAAAAAAGCAACUACUGUCACCAUUUUCUAUUAAAAUACUUGGCAAUUGCAGUUUGAUCAUGACAAGUUUCUCUUCUAGGCAAUAAGUACAAGAUGACACAACUCUACAGGGACCCCUGCUUUGAGCAUCACCAACCUCAGAGUGCUUAGAGGUAGCCCUUGUUGUUUGGU